AUGCGAGAAUUAUGCGAUGAAGACGAGCUCUUCCGAAGAUUCAUCGACUGGGCUGAAGACAAAGAUGCAUUACAGCCCGAGAAAAACAAAUGCAAGGGGAAUGAUAAAAAUGCGCUCGAUAGCAUUCUCUCAGGGCCUCACCAGCGAGUUACGAGAUAUGGCUUGUUAUUAGAUACCCGGCUCUACAAUUACUAUCUUUCUUUGAACUUUUUAUUUCGCGUUUUUUGGAUUUCGAUUUUAGAAGCUGGGGAAAGAGACUGUUUGCAAACUGGCGCAAGAACCGAUUAG
This is a messenger RNA of Oikopleura dioica, 288 nucleotides long. Lineage: Eukaryota; Metazoa; Chordata; Appendicularia; Copelata; Oikopleuridae. The record is from the annotation of a GenBank genome assembly.